Messenger RNA from Scatophagus argus, 2375 nucleotides. It is a transcript of the gene syt1b, whose product is annotated as synaptotagmin Ib. The coding region runs from base 894 to 2132 and encodes 412 amino acids. The transcript has 9 exons. NCBI's taxonomy places the organism in Eukaryota, Metazoa, Chordata, Actinopteri, Scatophagidae. Gene Ontology annotation, biological process: cellular response to calcium ion; calcium ion-regulated exocytosis of neurotransmitter; regulation of calcium ion-dependent exocytosis. Gene Ontology annotation, molecular function: phosphatidylserine binding; calcium-dependent phospholipid binding; calcium ion binding. Gene Ontology annotation, cellular component: axon; synaptic vesicle membrane; dense core granule. The record is from RefSeq and is a predicted model, not a curated record.
UGCCAAAGCCAAAAAGAAGGAUUUCUGUCAUGUCAAGAUUGCAAGAUUGACUGACUGUGUCACAAAAGUAAUCACAACUGAUCUACAAUAUUUGCCAUGAACAAAACAAAUACAUAUUCAUAUGUUAUGGAGAAAGGUUAUGUCGAACUCCCUCUUGGCCCACACCUUCUCUCUACUCCCCUCUGUCUCAUCCCUCCUUCUGUACAGUAUCUCUGUACGUCUCUUGUACCUCAAGGUGAACGGGGCGGGGCCGGAACUUGAUCUCUGUGUUGCUGCAGAAACCGCAACCUAAGUUUCUAAAUCAGGAAAGAUCAUCUAUACAUAGAUGAUAUGAGACAGUUCUGCAGCCACUGCCAGAUGUACAGAUGCGCAUACACCAACAGAGCUGUCCACUCUAAAUGUAAAUGUCCUCUAUUGCUGAACUCUCACUAUGCUAACGAGCCUUUAAAAAGCCAUGUCACUACACUAAUGAAUAUGCAUCAGUGGCCAAGCGCUGGUGACCUGUCGGGAUGGGACAGAGGUCACAAGAGGUGGGGCAUCAGUUCUCCCAUGAGACCUGAAUGGACAGAAAAGAACCACAUAGCGCACACACACACGCACACGCACACACAGAGGGAAGCAACACAAGAUGACCGGGCUGCAAUGCAACCAAUCCCAUCCCCAACCUCAUGUUUCCCUACCCUCCCUGUCUCUUUCACUCUCUUAUGAUCCAGCUUUCACACACCUGCACUCUUCUUCUUGGUGUUUAAGAACUGGUGAGACACAAAAACUCUUACCUCACUGUUUUCCUCCACCUCUCCUGUCCUCUCUUUUCUUUUGUCUUCCUCUUCUGCCUCUCUGUUAGGACUACCUGUGAGUCUGAACAUCGCUGCUGGGACGACUGCAUACAGAUAAUGACUGGAAACCGUCGCGCUGCCCCGUCUGCACCAGGCACCCCCACUACCUCAACCCACUUGCCAAAUGCAACAACCACGCUAGACCAAAUACAACCUGGAAGCCACAAUCCCAACAAAUUCAUGAGUGAACUGCACAGGAUCAACAUGCCAUCGUGGGCUGUUGCUGCUCUCUGCGUUGUGAGUUUGUGUGUGGCGCUGGCAUGUGUUGUGUGUGUGUGGAGGAAGUGUUUGAAAAAGAAGGACAAGGACAAAGAAAAGGACAAUAAAAAGGGAAAAGAGAAGAGCAAGGGAGACUUUGACACUGAAAUGGAUGGAGGUUAUAACAAGCCACAGAAAAUUGAAAGUAACAAAGAAACAGAGCUGUCAGAUAAUACACCCAAGGAGGAGGAGAAGCUGGGCAGGCUGCAUUUCACAUUAGACUACAACUUCACAGAUAACACGCUGGUUGUAGGCAUCCUACAGGCUGCUGAACUUCCUGCCAUGGACGUUGGAGGUAGUUCUGACCCUUAUGUAAAACUCUAUCUGCUCCCGGACAAAAAGAAAAAGUUUGAAACCAAAGUUCACAGGAAGACCCUCGAACCCAGCUUCAAUGAGACUUUCACAUUUAAGGUACCAUACACCGAGCUGGGCGGGAAGACACUGGUGAUGACUGUGUACGACUUUGACCGUUUCUCAAAACAUGACGCCAUUGGAGCUGUGAAAAUACCGAUGAGCAGUGUGGACUUCAGCCAGUCUCUGCAGGAGUGGAGGGAUCUGCAGAAGGCAGAGAAGGAGGAGAGUGAGAAGCUUGGAGACAUAUGUUUGUCCUUGAGGUAUGUGCCUACUGCAGGAAAGCUGACGGUGGUGAUUUUGGAGGCCAAAAACCUGAAGAAAAUGGAUGUGGGCGGAUUAUCAGACCCUUAUGUGAAGAUCCACUUAAUGCAGAAUGGGAAAAGACUCAAGAAAAAGAAAACAACGAUAAAGAAGAACACUUUGAACCCUUACUACAAUGAGUCUUUCAGCUUUGAAGUUCCAUGUGAACAGAUAGAGAAGGUGCAAAUAGCAGUCACCGUGUUGGACUAUGAUAAGAUUGGGAAGAAUGACGCCAUCGGGAAGCUGCUUCUGGGUGGUAACAGCACUGGAACCGAGCAGUGCCAUUGGUCAGACAUGCUGGCUAACCCACGGAGACCAAUAGCCCAGUGGCACAGCCUCCAGCCGGAGGAUGAAGUCAAUGCACUCAUUUCUAACAAGAAAUAAAACUAUGACCUCAUUGAGCUAUGAAACAUUUCAGCAUUUACCUCAAUUACUCUCAAUUCAUGCUCCAACCUCUCCCGUAAUUCCCCUUAAAGAAACCUUUUAAGCUACUUAACUAAGUAAAUCUACCCAAUAAUAUCCCGUUUUACCCAUAACACUAUCCAAGUCACUCUUAGGGACUUUAAGCCUUCCUCCUUCAGAAAUUCCCUCCACCUGCUUCUGCCUACACUGCUGCAAAGGGUUUUA